UGUAAAGGGUGCUUCUUCGAAGGAGAUUGUAUUUUCCUCCAAACGCAAGCUGGCACUCUUUGCUUGUCCAUACUGUGCCAGCUGGGAAAAUGCGAUGCGUUACGUCGACCAGCAGUGCGGUGGGAGGGGGUUUAUUUUGCUAUCCCGAGGUCUGGAAGCCGGCGAAGGAGACGCUGUGAAAGAAGGGGUGACCUCAUAAGGCCAAUAAACCAAGAUCUGCAAUGGCCUUCAGCAAGGGAUAUCGUAUCUACCACAAGCUGGACCCGCCUCCAUACAGCGUGCUCGUGGAAACGAGGAGCCGUGAAGAAUGCCUUAUGCUGGAGUCUGGAGCGGUUGCCGUUUUGUCCGCAGCGGAGAAGGAGGCCAUAAAGAACACGUACACCAAGAUGCUGGACGCCUAUGGAAUCCUGGGAGUUCUCCGGCUCAACCUGGGGGACGCUAUGCUCCACAGCCUGGUGGUGGUGACGGGGUGCAGCUCGGUGGGGAAGGUGCAGGACUCGGAGGUCUUCCGGGUCACCGCCACGGACUUCGUGUCCCUGAGGAACGACCCCUCGGACGAGGACCGGAUCUCGGACGUGCGCAAGGUCCUGAACUCGGGGAACUUCUACUUCGCCUGGUCCUCCUCCGGAGUCAGCAUGGACCUCAGCCUCAACGCCCACCGCCGGAUCAAGGAGGACACCACCGACAACCGCUUCUUCUGGAACCAGUCCCUGCACCUGCACCUGAAGCACUACGGGGUGAACUGCGACGAGUGGCUGCUGCGGCUGAUGUGCGGCGGCGUGGAGAUCCGCACCAUCUACGCCGGGCACCGGCAGGCCAAGGCCUGCGUCAUCUCGCGCCUCAGCUCCGAGCGGGCCGGCACGCGCUUCAACGUGCGCGGCACCAACGACGACGGACAGGUCGCCAACUUCGUGGAGACCGAGCAGGUUAUUUUCCUGGAUGAUAAAGUGUCUUCCUUCAUUCAAAUCCGUGGAUCUAUACCACUGUUUUGGGAGCAACCUGGAAUCCAGAUCGCUACAUCUCUACCUGACUGGGUCGGCUCGCACCGUGUCAAGCUCUCCCGCGGAUUUGAGGCCAACGCUCCCGCUUUUGAGAGGCACUUCAGCGCACUCAGGAAGCUCUACGGCAAGCAGGUGAUCAUCAACCUGCUGGGGAUGAAGGAGGGGGAGCACAUGCUGAGCAAGGCCUUCCAGAGCCACCUGAAGGCCUCUGAGCACGCGGCCGCGGUCAAGAUGAUAAACUUCGACUACCACCAGAUGGUGAAGGGCGGCAAGGUGGAGAAGCUCCACAGCGUCCUGAAGCCCCUGCUCAGCAAGUUCCUGGAGGACUGCAGCUACUUCAGCUACUCCGGGGAGGCGGGGGUCCAGAGGAGUCAAAGCGGAACCAUUCGGGUGAACUGUCUGGACUGCCUGGACAGAACCAACAGCGUGCAGGCCUACUUCGCCCUGGAGAUGUUGCCCAAGCAGCUGGACGACCUGGGCCUGGAUAAGCCCCAGCUGGUGGGUCGCUUCCAGGAGGUCUUCCGCUCCAUGUGGUCCGUCAACGGGGACUCGGUCAGCAAGAUCUACGCCGGGACGGGGGCCUUGGACGGCAAGGCCAAGCUGAAAGAUGGCGCCCGCUCGGUCACCAGAACCAUCCAGAACAACUUCUUCGACAGCUCCAAGCAGGAGGCCAUCGACAUCCUGCGCCUGGGGAGCACCCUGAACAGCGACCUGGCAGACAAGGCCCGCGCGCUGCUCACCACCGGCAGCCUCUACAUUUCUGAGCCCAUUUUGCAAUCAGCAUCUCCCAGAGUGCUCCUGGGCAUGUGCCAGAACCACUACAAGUACACCACGCCCAAGCAGAUCCGCGUGUGCGUGGGCACCUGGAACGUCAACGGCGGGAAGCAGUUCCGCAGCAUCGCCUUCCGCAACCAGACGCUCAACGACUGGCUGCUGGACGCCCCCAAGAUCGCGGGGUACCCCGACUUCCAGGACAGCAAAGCCAACCCCGUAGACAUCUUUGCCAUCGGAUUUGAGGAAAUGGUGGAGCUGAAUGCCGGGAACAUCGUCAGUGCCAGCACGACCAAUCAGAAGCUGUGGGCGGCCGAGCUGCAGAAGAACAUCUCGCGGGACCACAAGUACGUGCUGCUGGCGUCGGAGCAGCUGGUGGGCGUGUGCCUCUUCGUUUUCAUCCGGCCCCAGCACGCCCCCUACAUCCGGGAUGUCGCCGUGGAUACUGUGAAGACGGGAAUGGGCGGGGCCACCGGGAACAAAGGAGGCGUGGCCAUCCGCAUGCUGUUCCACGCCACCAGCAUCUGCUUCGUCUGCUCCCACUUUGCCGCCGGCCAAUCGCAGGUCAAGGAGAGGAAUGACGACUACAACGAGAUCACCCGCAGGCUCAGCUUCCCCAUGGGCCGGCUGCUGUACUCCCAUGACUACGUGUUCUGGUGCGGGGACUUCAACUACCGCAUCAGCCUGCCCAACGAGGAGGUGAAGGAGCUGAUCCGCCAGCAGAACUGGGACGCCCUGACGGCCGGAGACCAGCUGGUGGACCAGAAGAACGCCGGACACAUUUUCAGAGGGUUCAUCGAGGGGAAGAUCGACUUCCCCCCCACCUACAAGUACGACCUGUUCUCGGACGACUACGACACCAGCGAGAAGUGCCGGACCCCCGCCUGGACGGACCGCGUGCUCUGGAAGAGGAGGAAGUGGAAUUUUGACAAGUCCGCCGAAGAGAUGAAUGUGGUGGCCUCCAUUUCCAACGAAGAGGCCAAGCAGCCACACCCCUGGAGCCCCGGCGCACUGAAGUACUACGGCCGGGCCGAGCUGAAGACCUCCGAUCACAGGCCGGUGGUGGCCGUCAUGGACGUGGACGUGCUGGAGGUGGACCCCGAGGCCCGCCACCAGGUGUACAAGGACGUAAUCGCCCUGCAGGGCCCGCCCGACGGCACUGUGCUCGUCUCCCUCUGCGGCUCCGGCUCCGGCGAGGAAGACUACUUCGACGACGCCCUGAUCGACGAGCUGCUCGACAAGUUCACCGCCUUCGGCGAGGUCAUCCUCAUCAGGUUCGUGGAGGAGAAAAUGUGGGUGACGUUCCGCGAGGGCUACUCUGCUCUGGCCGCUCUGUCGCUGAGCAGCUCGACCGUGCUCGGGAAGACCAUAGAUAUCCGGCUGAAGAGCGCGGGCUGGAUUAAGAGCCUGGAGGACGAGAUGAGCGUGGAGCGGAUCUGCGCGGGCAUCCCCACCUCCGCCAGCUCCACGCUGCUGGCCGAGGACGCCGACUUGGGCGCCGACUACGACAUGGAGGGUGAGGUGGACGACUACAGCGCGGAGGUGGAGGAGAUCUUACCUCAGCACCUGCAGCCUGGGGCGGGGUCAGGACCUGGGACCUCCCCCACGCCGUCCCCCAGGGGGAGCCCCUGCCACUCCCCCACCCAUGGAGAACCCGCAGCCCCCACCCGGCCCAGCAGGGGCGCCCCUCGCACUGCCGGACCCCCACAAGGAUUAAGUCCCACUCCUUGUAGGAGGGAACUUGCAGGCUCCCCCGUGGACCAGCAGCCCUCCUCCUCUCAGAGCCUGGAGCCCAAACGCCAGCCCCCGCCCCGGCCCAACGCCCCCCCGGCCCGGCCCGCGCCCCCCCAGCGCCCACCUCCUCCCUCAGGCGGUAGAAGCCCGACGCCAGCUAGGAAAGAUCUGGGAGGUCGAGGGCAGCCUACAGCGGGUCCACCAGGAGGAGCCCAGAGACCGACCAUUCCCCCCCGAGCCGGGGUCAUCAGCGUCACCCCUCAGUCCCGGCCCCCCCCUCUCGCUCACCCCGGGGCCCCCCGGCCCUCCCCGGACGUCCACCCGGGGGCGCCGCGGCCCACGAGCGAGACGCACCCCGGGGCCCCGAGACCUGCCGCGGGCCCCCCGGGCAAACCGGCGGACCUGCCCCUCGGCCCCACGGCGCAGCAGCAGAUGGCCCCCCCCAUGCAGCCCACGAUGGCGUCUCCCGUCCAGCCACAAAUGGCCACCCCCAUGCAGCCCACGAUGGUGUCUCCCGUCCAGCCGCAAAUGGCCACCCCCAUGCAGCCCACGAUGGCGUCUCCCGUCCAACCGCAAAUGGCCACCCCCAUGCAGCCCACGAUGGCGUCUCCCGUCCAACCGCAAAUGGCCACCCCCAUGCAGCCCACGAUGGCGUCUCCCGUCCAACCGCAAAUGGCCACCCCCAUGCAGCCCACGAUGGCGUCUCCCGUCCAACCGCAAAUGGCCACCCCCAUGCAGCCCACGAUGGCGUCUCCCAUGCAGCCGCAGAUGGCCACCCCCAUGCAGCCCACGUCCGCCCCUCAGCCCAACCCGGGCCUGGCGUCCCCAAAGCCGCCGCCCCGCAGUCGCUCCUCCCACGCCCUGCCUGCUGAGCCCGCCCCUUCCUCUCAGGUCAACGGCGUGAACGGAUUCCAAAGAGAAGCACAAAGGAAAACCGACCCCUUCGCCCCCCUCAGUUCCGGCCUGCCGCCCUGCACCUCCUGGCUCAGCACCCAGCCCCUGACCCGAAGCUGUUCCCUCCGCCACGCCCCAGCCCCACCCCAUUCGGCCCUGUCAGCGUCACUCUCCCUAAACCCCGCCCCCUUCUCCUCCCAGCAAGGCUCCGCCCAGCUCCCGCCCCCGGUGCCCUCGCGUAGCAAAUCCCAGGAGGCCCUGCGGGCCUCGCCCAACCCCUUCCUGUCCGACGGCCAAUCGGCAGGCGCCAACCCGUUCGCCGGCAAGCCGGUCCCCGCCCAGCGCCGCUCGCUCACGCCCGACUUCCACUCCCAGCAGCUGGCGCUGUCCGGCAAGCCCCGCCUCCAACGGGCCGUGUCGGACGUCCCACGCCCCGCCCCCUUGCUGGCUCCGCCCCCGGCGCCAGGGAAACGUGCCCAGCAGUGGGUGACCUUUGAGGAGGUUUUCCCCACCCCGGGGGGAUCUACUCCAGCUGCGCAGUGCCCCUUUCCACCAGUCACUGCCCCAAACCCCGCCCCUGACUCCGCCCCUGCGCAUCCGCACAUCCCGUUCCCCAGCUCUGGGUUCGACUUGGGUGGCUGGGGAGCCCCGCCCACUUCCACAAUCCCAGGAUUCCCUCCUCCCGUUCCGUCAAGGACUGACUCUGGCAACCCGCAGAUACCCUUGAGGCCAGGCAACAGCUUUCUUGCCUCUAAAGAGUUCACAGGAAGAUAGAAUUAUUAUAGAAUAUAAGGUUUAUUUAUCAUUUAUUGUAGAAAUAUGGAGAAAUAUAAUAAAUGUAUGUGUAUGUAUGGUCUGUAUAAAGCAGCAACAAGUGUGUACCCUCACACCGAAUCUGAGUAAGAAACGUAUUGAUGUUCGACCAGGUAGGAGGUGCUCACGUACUCCACUUGUUUCAAAAGACUUUGGUUGUUCGGUACAUCCAUGUGGAAUCACGUUGUUUUGUUCUUGUUUGUUUCCUUGUAUACGUGUUUCCGUAAGUCCGAUGGAUAUUUCACUCUGGCGGGAGAUGCGUGCCUGUGUCUGUACGUGCGCACAAAUAUAUGUUGAACUUGUGCAAUAUUAUAGCUGGUGUUUCUGGCCACGAGCUAUUGGUCUCCGCAGCCGCUCUGUGACUGACAUUCUGCAUCUUUUCAGUGUCUCGAUUUCGAUGGCGUCACAUCGCUAAUAUGCACAUUUAAACCGAAUGCACCCAGUAAGCCCUUAUCGGAAAUGGAUGGGGACAUCAAUGACAGGUUUACACGUGCGGGUCUGGUGACGCACCAUAGAAACUGGAAUGGUUGUUUAUCUCUAGGAUGCGCGUCUGCGAGCAGACGCUUUGGAGAGACCGUUUUUACGGCGGCGUUUCCCUUUCUGUGUCGACGUGUUGCGCCGAGUGUUUUGAAUGCAACGUUGUGUUCCGUUUCGGGAUCAGCCGCAGCGAGCAUCGGUUCGUUUUUUUCCCCGACACCCUUUCAAGUUGUGAAUGUACAAAAAACAGUCAUUCGUAGUAACUGACUCAUUUUCCGGACCAUACUUGAAACGGUGUAUGCGUUCUCAUACAGGGCAGUGGAGUGGGGUGGUGACCCCCUGCAUACAGAUUUCCACAUAUCCACUGUGAGUGAGGCUUCCGUGUCCAUUCCCUUUGCAUAUCCUAUCCUCUUAUGGUUCAGGAGUAAUACUGGAAUUAUGUAUAGUAGAGUAUAUAUGUGAUGCAGUAUAUGCAUACAUAGUGUCUUAUGUAUAUUUUGACAGGAUGCGUGAAUUGGGAAAGUUACUCCGCAGUGGACCUGAUACGCACGUGGUGUAUGUAUGCAUAUGUAUAUACAGUACAUACAUACAUAUACACACAGUGUAUACCGUACGUGCGUAUAUGCCACCAUUUGUUGCAUUUUAUCCAAAGCUGAUAUAAGUACAGACUCCGUUCGCGAUGAAUGUGAUGUGCUUCUGUCACGUUUUGAUGGGAACUUUGGAGAUGGCAUUACCAGUGAGCGUGUUUUUUCCGCGAGGGUGCUUUUUUCCGUGCGGCUAAAUACGCUGCACUUGCUUUGGAAAUUUACAUUGUAGUUUCUUGCAAAGAUGGUAUUUUGUUUGUUUGGUUUUUUUUAAAGAAAGGUAUUCUAAAUGAAAUAUAUUUAUUAUACUGUAGUUGAGAGGUACUGUGCUGUGGUAAGAAUUUAUUGUUGACCACUGUGUUGUGUGUGUUUGGGGAAUUCAAGUGGUUUUAGCAGUCUGUCCGAGCUGCGCUGUCUUGGUUUGAUGGCAGUUAUACUUGGCUACAGUAAAAUAGCCUCGUCCGGAUUAGAAGUCUAACGGGUACCGCAUUCGUUUAUUAACUGGAAGAAAUGGAGAGUCUGGAUCUUACACUACGUUAUGGAUAUGUUUGCUUUAGGAAACCCAGAUCAUGAUAAUAAUCUAAUGUGUUAAAGAAAAUAAACUGCAGUUAUCUUGUUACUCCACGUAGGAGAGCUGUGACACCGUCGGUCGCUGGGAAACCGCUUCAUAAUGCGGCCUUUCUGUUCUUAGCGGGUCAGCAUAUAUUUCAGUGUCGGGCUUGUGUUACAGUCGUGCUGUUGAGGAGCUAGGGUAUCGCUGUUACUGGUUAGGGUAAGUACGAGGUUGCGUCAUUUUUGCUGCCAUGUGUGACGAGCUGGCGCAAACACUGCCACAGCGCGCGCUUGAGCAGCUUUUGCAAUUAUCAAAUCGCCGUUGGUAGUUCACCCCUGUAUAUUUUUUGUACUUUUCUGGCUAUUACAGUGCGCUUCAUUCAUUUUACGAGUGUUUUGUGGUUUGCUACUCCUACCCAAGAGCAGGUAGUUAAGUGGUUAAUUUCCCAUAGAUUUCACCCCUCCCCCCCCCCCCGAGCAUCGAGUGUUUGGAGUAGUACUAUAAUAGUCUGUUAUCCCACCUCUCCUCUCUUCCACUUACAAAAAAAACAAGUGUUCAUUAUGCCAUAUACAUUUUAUGUGAUAUAUAAACGUGGUGAUGUCAGAAAAAAUACCGGUGACGUCAGUAUUGUAAUUCUAGUGUCCUAUCUGCAAGUCUCUAUCUUGGUGUUAACCGACAACAGCAGCUUUUCUGUGAAGCAACCAAUGGGUGGUUAAAAGAAUAAGGAAGAAUUACAAUUUGUGGGAGGAAGAGUGUUGU
Molecule: messenger RNA, 7586 nt
Organism: Anguilla rostrata (American eel)
Lineage: Eukaryota; Metazoa; Chordata; Actinopteri; Anguilliformes; Anguillidae
Gene: synj1
Product: synaptojanin 1
Exons: 32
Coding region: 222-5174 (1650 amino acids)
Biological process (GO): phosphatidylinositol dephosphorylation; synaptic vesicle endocytosis
Molecular function (GO): phosphatidylinositol-4,5-bisphosphate 5-phosphatase activity; nucleic acid binding; SH3 domain binding
Source: RefSeq, a predicted model, not a curated record